Molecule: messenger RNA, 1032 nt
Organism: Striga asiatica
Lineage: Eukaryota; Viridiplantae; Streptophyta; Magnoliopsida; Lamiales; Orobanchaceae
Source: the annotation of a GenBank genome assembly
UUACAUAUUUCACGUAGACCUACAAGACCGUCAAUUCAAUUCCCAAUCCACUCAGAUGCUCUCAGGCUUUCAACAUUGAAAGCCUGAAUUUUGAAAACCCCUUUUUUCAACAUAUGCUAAACCUGAAUUUUAUGCAUAAUUAGUGCAAAAAGCGAUGGAAUUCUUGGGAAUUAUUCAGAAAGGGGUUUUCUUUUUGACCGUAUGAAAUUGAAUUCGAAUUGUUGAAACAUCAUCGUAUUGUAUUUUCAUUCUAUUUUUUUUUUCUUUGCGGCGAAAAUGGGCGGCGAGCACUCCGAUUCUUCACCGCUGGUGGCGCCGAUGCCCGCCAAAGACCCUUCUGAGAUUGACCUCGAGGCGGGGCCUGAUGAGCAAAUUCAGUGCCGUAUUUGCCUCGAAACCGACGGUAGGGAUUUUAUUGCUCCUUGCAAGUGCAAAGGGACAUCAAAAUAUGUUCACAGAGAAUGUCUGGAUCAUUGGCGUGCUGUGAAGGUUAUUUCUCUCUUUGCAUAUUUGGUGUAUCUUAUAGAUGGUUACCAGAAAUUUUGGCUUCGUCUGACAUGCGGUUUUGACAGCGAAAUUAGCUUCUACUACAUAUGUGUAUAUGUGCCGACUGCCACUUGCCUGGCACUCUCUGUAUGUGGGCUGAUUGUACCUCGUGCUUCGAAGGUUGUGCCAGCGCGGUUAGCGAAUGUGGUUGCCUUGGGGGUGCCGUGUGUUAGUGGCCACAAUGGUCGGGCAGAGGAUUUGGCAGAGGCACUAUCACAUACUCGCCAAAAGGAUGCUAACAAAAUCGAGGAUGUCGAUGGUGAGAUGACGGGAGGCGAUUGGUCACCCCCAGCACUACCCUCCGAGCAUGUUCAGCAGCUUAAAGGGCUUGGCCUCCUGGAUAAGAGGAGAGGAAAUAAUGUAUGAUUCAAUUGAUAUGAUGGUUGUUUAUUGGAUUUAUCACAGUUGGAUACAAUUUAUGUUCUGGGCUACUGAUGAUUAUGUUAUUGGUGAUAUUAUAAAGUGAAUUCUUUAUGAUUAGUAAAA